AUGGCAGUAGAACCCAGUAGACCACUCACAGGGAUCCUGCUCCCCUCCCUCUCCUCCCUCCCCUACCUGAUCUCCUUCCAGGUGUUGUGCUCCUGGUGGGCGUGGUCUGGCCAGGUGCCCCCCCUCCUCUUUUGGUGUGUCUCUGUGAUGUCACUGGGCUACUCCUCCUCCCACCUCCUGCUCCUCUACUGCUACCAGCUGCCCUCGCUGCAAGAGGCGUGGCCUCCCAACAGCACCUCCGCCAGGGUGCUGGGUCUGGUCUCGGUGGUCUCGGGGGACUGUGCUGCCCCCUGGAGGCUGCAGGUGAACCCUGACCUCAGCUGGUUUCACUUCAGCAGCCCUCUGAUGCUGCUGCUGCUCUACAACACCACGGCCAGUCUGAGGAGGAACCAGCUGAUUGGCGGCGAUGGGGGGCAUGUUGUGGAAGGGGCGGGGUCAGCCAUCAGCGGGAGCUGUGACAUCAUCACCACCACCAGCAACCUGAGUGAUGAUGUCAGUGGUGACAUCACAGCGGAGAGGCGGAGGGAGCUGUGGAGGAGAGGACACGAGCGUCCGCACAGAGACGCUCUGGUGUCUUCCACCAAUGAGAGUCCCUCUGACUCCUUUGCCCCGCCCACCCAGAGCACAGCCCUGGGAUUGGAUGUUGACUCCACGCCUCACUACUCUCUCAGCCAAUCAGACACGUUGGAGACGUGUGUGUUUGACGGAGACGGAUGGGACGAGGAGGAGCAGGAGGAGGAGCAGGAGAGGAGGCGUGGCGAGGAGCGUCCUGGCCCCGCCUCCUCCGUGGCGUUCAGCUUCCUGCUGAGGCAGAGCUACCUGGCGGCUCUGGUGGCCAUGAUGGCGUGGCCCGUGUCCUACGUGUCGUGGCUGUCCCUGGUGCUGCUCGUCUGGUCCUGCGUCCUCUGGAUGAGCCGGGAGCGCCGCCGCUACACGCUGAUGUCAUCGCCCUGGCUGGUCGCCUACGGCAACCUGCUGGUCGUCCUGCAGUACGUCUACAGCUUCCCCGCCGUGCAGGAGGUCCCCGGGCUGUUUCCACGGCAACAGGAGCCCUGCAGGGAGCUGGCCUCCAAGUUGUUGUGUCUGCUGAGCUUCUGGUUGCUGCUACGCCAGUCGAUCACUGAGAAGAGAGACAGGCAGAGAGACAGACAGCUGUCGACCGUCACUGUUCACUCAGAGGAGGAGCAGCGUGUGGACGAGGAGGUGCAGAAGGAGGAGGUGUCGUAUGAGGAGGUGCUGCUCCUGCAGGGAGGAGGAGGAGGAGUGAGGAUGGAGGCGCUGGUUGCCGUGGUGAUGAGGAUGUUUGUUAAAUACUGGAUCUACGUCUGUGGAACGAUGUUCUUCUUCGUCAGUUUUGAAGGAAAAAUCGUCGUCUACAAAGUGAUUUACAUGGUGAUGUUCCUCUGCUGCACCGCCCUCUACCAGUUGAACUACGAGCGGUGGCGUGCCAUGCUCAGGGGUUUCUGGGUAGCCGUGGUGGUUUACUCCAUGUUGGUUCUGAUCCUGGUCUACACCUUCCAGUUCCCCUCGUCCCCCCAGACCUGGAGCCACUACACCGGCCUGAGCACCCACAGGUUGGAGGAUGUUGGUUUGGAGAAGUUCUCGGUUCCGGUUCUCUUCACCAGGAUCUUCAUCCCUGCGGCGUUCCUCCUGGUGUGCAUUGUUCACCUACAUUACUUCCACCAGCCGUUCCUGCAGCUGACCGACCUGAAGACGGUGGUGGACACUCACAACAGCACCAUCACCAGGUUGGUACACUCUGACGGCAGCCUGUUCGACCUGUCGGUGGGCGGAGCUCCUCAGAUCCUCCUAGAGGAGAAAGGACAGAGGGAGAGAGAAGAAGAGAAGGAGGAGAAAUGGAGAGAUGAGGAGGAGGAGGAGGAGGAGGAGGAGUACCCCUGUAUGUUUGAGAGAGAAACCCUGUCUGACCAAAUUAAAGGUCUGGUCUCAUGGCGGCUGGUGGUGGACCGCCUCUCGGUUCUCCUCCUGCGCCUCCUCCUCUCCCUGCAGCGCCUGCAGCACCUCCUCUGGUGGCUCCUGGAACUGCACAUCGUCAAGAUCGUCUCCUCCUACAUCAUCUGGGUCUCUGUGAAGGAGGUGUGCCUGUUGAACCUGGUGUUCGUGCUGUGCGUGGCGGUGGCGCUGCCCUGCAGGCCAUGGCGCCCCCUGCUGGCGGCCGUCUGCACCGUGUGGACCUGUCUGCUGACCGUCUGUAAGAUGCUCUACCAGCUCAACGCCGUCCAGCCAAUCAGAUACUCCUCCAACUGCUCCAUGCCAGGUAACUCCAGUAUGGACCUGUCUCACUCUGUCCUGUACUCUGGUCCUGUCGACCCGGCCCAGUGGGUGGGGCUACGCAAGACGGACGGGAAGCUGCUCGACUACCUGAGGUAUAACCUGGUGAUGCUAGCGCUGCUAGCCUUCGAGGUGACCGUGUACCGCCACCAGGAGCUCUACCGUCUCCGCCGUAAUGAAGUCCCGCCCCCGACCAGAACCCUGUUCCAUGACAUCACCAGGUGUCACCUUGACGAUGGUGUCCUGAGCUGCAUCAAGUACUUCCUGAACUACUUCUUCUACAAGUUCGGCCUGGAGACCUGCUUCCUGUUGGCCGUCAACGUGAUUGGUCAACGGAUGGAUCUGUUCGCCGUAGGCCACUCCCUCGGCCUCAUCAGUGUCCUAUCACGGCGCAGCAGGAAGCGCAUUGCCGCCGUGUGGCCGCGGUACUGCUACUUCCUGUCGGGGCUGCUGUGCUUCCAGUAUCUGCUCUGCAUCGGGUUCCCUCCAGCUGCCUGCACAGACUACCCGUGGAGACCUCCGUCCUCCAGGGUGGACUCUAACGUGGUGAAAUGGCUCUUCCUCCCAGACCACCUGACGCCCCCGAACCCUCUCUUCCUCCUCUAUGACUUCCUGCUGGUCCUCGGCGCGGCGCUGCAGCUGCAGGUGUUUGAGGACGAGCUGCAGCCGGAGGUCCAGGUCCUCGCCGGGGACAACGGAGAGCUGGACGAGGACGACGGACAGCUGCCUGAGCCAAUCACACGCCUCCGUCUCAACACAGGCCCUGACUUCAUGCUGUGCAGGUCCUACCUGGACAUGAUGAAGCUCAUCAUCUUCAGCUACAUGUUCUGGUUCGUCCUCACCAUCAUCUUCAUCACUGGGACGACCAGAAUCAGUAUCUUCUGCAUGGGUUACCUGGUGGCCUGUUUCUACUUCCUGCUGGUGGGCGGAGACCUGCUGCUCAAACCAAUCAGAUCCAUCCUGCUCUACUGGGACUGUCUGAUUGGCUACAACGUCUUCGUCAUCACCAUGAAGAACGUCCUGUCGAUCCUGGCCUGUGGCUUCAUCAAGUCGUUGGUGUUGAAUCACUGUUGGUUGAUUCAACUCUUCAGUCUGGCCUGCACCAUCAAAGGAUACAGCAAACCGGAGCAGCAGAGCAGUAAACAGUGUGAGUUGCCUAGCGACGAGGCGGGCAUCAUCUGGGACGGAGUGUGUUUCUGUUUCCUGCUGCUGCAGAGGAGAGUCUUCAGGAGCCACUACUUCCUGUGUGUAGUCCUGGAGCUGAGAAAUACACAACUACUGGCCUCCAGGGGGGCGGAGCUCUUCGAGGCAUCCACAGUGAAAGCUGUCAGAGCGAGACUCGAGGUGGAGAAGACAUCCAUGGACCUGCUGAAGAGACAGAUGGAGAGGAUAAAGUCUCGGCAGCAGAAGUUCCGCAGAGGGAAAGAGCAGCUGUUGAGUCUGACGCGGGACAGCUUCCACAAGGAUGGUCAGGAAAACAAAAAGGGGACGCGUGCAAAGAAAUGGUGGAGACCCUGGGUUAACCACGCUUCCAUGGUGAGGAGCGGGGACUACUACCUGUUUGAGACCGACAGCGAGGAGGAGGAGGAGGAGGAGAAGAAGGAGGAGGAGGAGGAGAAGAAGGAGGAGCUACCUGAGAAAUCAGCCUUCCAGUUUGUCUAUCACGCCUGGAUAACAGACUCCAGAACAGCGAUGAGAGCUCGCAGCAACCAGAAGAAACUCUGGAGGAAGAACUCCUCUGAAAGAAGGAGUCGGAAGGAGGAAGAGAGAGGAGCUGGAGUCAUCGAGGUGACGGAGGAGGACACGGAGGACGAGGAGACAGAGGACGGGCCGGACACGGCACUGCGUCGGUUCUCCAACACCCUGAGGUUCUGUUGGGUUCUGCUGUCGGCUCUGCUGGACUCUCUGACUGCCUGGCUCAGAGGUCUGUGUCAGGAACACAUCGACAUCUCCACUGUGCUCCGGAUCGAGCGCUGCAUGCUGACUCAGCAGGCCAAACAGGGCAAAGUUCCCACCAGGGAGGCAAUCCAUCUUUACUACCAAGAACAGAUGAUGAACUCCUCCAGAGAGUCCGGCCUGGACUACAGUACCUACGAGGCCGAGGGGCAGACGUCUCCAGGAAGAGAAGAACAAGAACAGACAGGGAAUCCUGAAAGUGAAGAAAAAGCAGGAGGUCAAAUUGCAGAUGAAAAACCAGGACCACUAUCAGGAGCAGAUGGUCCCUGUGAGCCAGAACCAGGACCAGUAUCAGGAGCAGGUGGUCCUCAUGAACCAGUUUCAGGACCAGAUGGUCCCUGUGAAUCAGAACCAGGACCAGUAUCAGGAGCAGGUGGCCCUCAUGAACCAGUUUCAGGAGCAGAUGGUCCCUGUGAAUCAGAACCAGGACCAGUAUCAGGAGCAGAUGGUCCUCAUGAACCAGUAUCAGGAGCAGAUGGUCCUCAUGAACCAGUAUCAGGACCAGAUGGUGCCUUUGAACCAGAACCAGGACCAGUAUCAGGAGCAGUUUGUCCUCAUGAACCAGUAUCAGGACCAGAUUGUGCCUUUGAACCAGAACCAGGACCAGGAUCAGGAGCAGAGGGUCCAGUGGAACCAGGACCAGGAGAAGGAGCAGAGGGUCCAGUGGAACUAGAACCAGGGCCAGGACCAGGAGCAGGAGCAGGAGCAGAAGGUCCAGUGGAACCAGGACCAGGAGAAGGAGCAGAGGGUCCAGUGGAACCAGUUCCAGCAGUAACAGAUUACCCAGAAUACCUGGUGACUAAGACCAGCCAGAGACGGCGACCCAAGCUGUCCAGGAUGGAGAGAGUCCAGUCUUCAUUGUCUUUGUCCUCUUUGGAGGACGAGAGGACGAGUGGGACUCGCAGUGAAGGAUCGAGGCAGCAGCUUCCUGUGGACCGGCGUCUGACUCCCACGCCUACUCUCGAUGCCUACUCCCCCGCCUCCCUGCUCCCCCCCUCCUACAGCCUGGCUCUGGGCCUGGACCUGCAGGAGACUCGGAGCGACCCGUCAGACUCGGCGUUCGCCUCCUGUCCACUGGCGUCUCGCGCUCAGGAGCUGACGGCCAGUGAGCUGCUGCGGAACAGGACUUUCUACGACGAGGAGCUGGCGGCAUCGGACCGUUUCUACAGCGACCAACACCAGCUGCUGCAGCUGUGCUACGCCCUCUACAACAUCCUCGCUGCCAGGUCGGAGACGGUGUGUUACCUGGUGAUCGUGUUGAACCACAUGGUGUCGGCCAGCUGUCUGACCCUGGUGCUGCCGGUCCUGGUGUUCCUCUGGGCCACGUUGUCGGUCCCUCGGCCCAGUAAGACCUUCUGGAUGACGGCCAUCAUCUACACCGAGGUCACCAUCGUCAUCAAGUACUUCUUCCAGUUCGGGUUCUUCCCGUUCAACCAGAAGCUGGAGGUGGACCGCUCCAAGCCCUUCCACCCCCCCAACAUCCUGGGGGUGGAGAAGAAGGAGGGCUACGUCCUGUACGACCUGCUGCAGCUGCUGGUGCUCUUCUACCACCGGGCUAUACUGAAGUGCCACGGUCUGUGGGACCAGACCGACACCGAGGCCGACGCCCACCAUCUCCAUGACAACCGAUAUGACCACAUCGACCCGGUCGAUCCCGCCACCACGCUGCGGCGCCGCAGCCGGAGACGGACGAGAUCCAGCUCCACACAGCGACGCUCGCCAGCAGGCAGCGUGAGCUCCGGAGCGGCGGUGGCGGCGGCGCCCGGCAGGUUCCAGCUGCUGCUGCAGAAACUCACAGAACUCUCCAUCAGAGCCAAGAGGUUCUCCGUCAGCAGGUGUAUGUCUCUCUAUCGUCCUGUCCUUCAGUUCUUCAGAGCUCUCGUCCAACCAGAGUACAGCGCCGUGACGGACGUCUACGUCCUGAUGUUCCUCGCCGACACCGUCGACUUCAUCAUCAUCGUCUUCGGCUUCUGGGCCUUCGGAAAACACUCUGCAGCUGCUGACAUCACUUCCUCCCUCUCAGAGGACCAGGUCCCUGAAGCCUUCCUAGUCAUGGUCCUGAUCCAGUUCGGUACCAUGGUGAUAGACAGGGCUCUAUAUCUGAGGAAGACAGUUUUGGGGAAGUUGGUCUUUCAGGUGAUUUUGGUUUUUGGGAUUCACUUCUGGAUGUUCUUCAUCCUGCCGACGGUCACGGAGAGGCGGUUCAACCAGAACCUGGUGGCUCAGCUCUGGUACUUUGUGAAGUGUGUGUACUUCGGCCUGUCGUCCUAUCAGAUCCGCUCCGGUUACCCGACUCGAGUUCUGGGAAACUUCCUGACCAAGAGCUACAACUACCUGAACCUCUUCCUGUUCCAGGGCUUCCGUCUGGUCCCCUUCCUGACGGAGCUGCGUGCGGUGAUGGACUGGGUGUGGACAGACACCACUCUGUCUCUGUCCUCGUGGAUCUGUGUGGAGGACGUCUACGCUCACUGCUUCGUCCUCAAGUGCUGGAGGGAGUCAGAGAAGCGGUACCCUCAGCCGCGCGGCCAGAAGAAGAAGCGAGUGGUGAAGUACGGGAUGGGAGGUCUGAUCGUCCUGCUGCUGAUCGCCAUCGUCUGGUUCCCGCUGCUCUUCAUGUCGCUCGUCAAGUCGGUGGCGGGACUCGUCAACCGGCCCAUCGACGUGUCUCUCACCAUCACGCUGGGAGGCUUCCAGCCGAUCUUCACGAUGAGCGCUCAGCAGAACCAGCUCAGAGAUCUGACGGAGGAGGACUUCAGCUCCUUCACCAGCUCCUACAGCUACACCUCCAGUGCCUUGCAGUUCCUGGAGGCGUACGGCCCUGAGGACGUGACGGUGGCGGAGCUGCAGGGCAGCAGUAACUCCCUGUGGACCAUCAGCCCCCCCAGCAGGACGUACCUGAGCCAGGUGCUGCGCCUGGACCACUUCCCCCUGACGCUGUCCUGGACCGUCCAGAGGAACCUCAGUCUGGGGGGGAAGGCGGAGCUUGCUUCAGGUAAACAUGUGACCUACCUGGACGACGAGACUCGCCUGGAGCUGGUCCAGCUGCUCAAUGGGACCAGGUCGCUUCCUGUGGUGAUACAGGAAGUGUUCCCGUGUUUCCUGCGAGCUCCCAGCGACUCCAACGCCAAACCCAUCGAACAGCUCUACAAAGACGGCCGCUAUAAGGACAUCCUGCUGGCUCUGGAGCGGUCAACCAAUCAGAGUCGAGAGAUCCAGGAGUGGUGGAUCGUCGACCAACCGGCCGGCAGCCUGGUGCCAUUGGGGGGCGGGGCCUCGCUGACUGACAGGAGGGAGGCGGGGCUUCAGCUCUUUGUGUUCAGUGAUAAAGUCAGUCCUCCGAGUCUCGGCUUCCUCGCUGGAUACGGUAUCAUGGGCCUGUACGCGUCGGUGGUGCUGGUGAUCGGGAAGUUUGUGCGAGAGUUCUUCAGCGGCAUCAGUCACUCCAUCAUGUUCGAGGAGCUGCCGAGUGUCGACCGGAUCCUCAAACUCUGCACCGACGUCUUCCUGGUGAGAGAGACGGGUGAGCUGGAGUUGGAGGAGGAGCUUUACGCCAAACUGAUCUUCCUGUACCGAUCCCCGGAGACGCUGAUCAAAUGGACCCGCCGCUGACAUCUGAUUCGUUUUAUUGUGAAAGUACCAACCUGAACACUUCCUUUUCCAAGGAGUCUGACAUGUUUUAUUGUGAAAGUUGUGACCUGAACACUUCCUUUUUACUGGAAUCUGCUUUGCUUUAUUGUGAAAGUUGCAUCUUGAACACUUCCUUUUAACAACAUCUGAUUUAUUUUAUUUUGAAAGUGCCAACCUGAACACUUCUUUUUCCAAGGAGUCUGACUUGUUUUUAUUGUGAAAGUUGCAACAGGAGCACUUUCUUUCAACAACAUCCGAUUCGUUUUAUUGUGAAAAUUGGCACUGAACACUUCAUUUGAAUUGGAGUCUGAUUUGCCACAGAUCUUAUUUUGAAGGUUUAAAGAACCGUUUCCUGUCUGCCAGGUGGCCAAUAGGAGCAGCAGGGAGGCGGAGCUUGUCUUCAUAUUAUUGAUUAUUGAUGAUCAAUAACUGCAGGGAAACGUCUCAUCCUGGAGAACCUGAAGUUCACGGUAGUGAUGAUUGGUGGAUAUUUAUACUAGUGUUAAGCUCCGCCCACCAACAAAAAUAAACCAUAUGAUUGGACGCUGCUGCUGACACUCACACACUAACAGGUUACUAUGACAACCAAACAGCUGUUUUCACCUCAUGUCAUUUAUUAAAAGUUUACAGGACGAGCAUCAAUGUGAGCUUUGUGUUAGCUUUAACUAGCUCAAUGUUAGCUUUGAGUUAGCUUGGACUAGCUCAAUGUUAGCUUUGUGUUAGCUUUAACUAGCUCAAUGUGAGCUUUGUGUUAGCUUUAACUAGCUCAAUGUUAGCUUUGUGUUAGCUUUAACUAGCUCAAUGUUAGCUUUGUGUUAGCUUUAACUAGCUCAAUGUGAGCUUUGUGUUAGCUUUAACUAGCUCAAUGUUAGCUUUGUGUUAGCUUUAACUAGCUCAAUGUUAGCUUUGUGUUAGCUCUGACUAGCUCAAUGUUAGCUGUUAACUUGAUUAUAAUUGCUGAUAUGAAUAUUGAUCUGCUGUUGUUAUUGAUCAGUGAUGGAGGACCUCUAGUUGUGUUCUGACGCUGGAGAACAUGUGACAGGACCGACGUAGAAUAAUGGUUCUUUGUUGUUGUUGUUGUUGUUUGAAGGUUUUAUGGUCACUUUACUGUCUGUGAACUUUACUCAGUGUGUCUGUGAAGAAACUACUCGUCAAUCUGUGAAAAUAAAAGACUUUUAUUGA
Messenger RNA from Centropristis striata (black sea bass), 9057 nucleotides. RefSeq names its product piezo-type mechanosensitive ion channel component 2-like. Gene Ontology annotation, cellular component: plasma membrane. The transcript is spliced from 50 exons. Gene Ontology annotation, molecular function: mechanosensitive monoatomic ion channel activity; monoatomic cation channel activity. NCBI's taxonomy places the organism in Eukaryota, Metazoa, Chordata, Actinopteri, Perciformes, Serranidae. The coding region runs from base 1 to 7857 and encodes 2618 amino acids. The record is from RefSeq and is a predicted model, not a curated record. Gene Ontology annotation, biological process: detection of mechanical stimulus; regulation of membrane potential; cellular response to mechanical stimulus.